Suricata suricatta (meerkat) is the source of this 2056-nucleotide messenger RNA. RefSeq names its product serine protease 56 (gene PRSS56). The transcript has 13 exons. The record is from RefSeq and is a predicted model, not a curated record. Gene Ontology annotation, biological process: proteolysis. Gene Ontology annotation, molecular function: serine-type endopeptidase activity. Lineage: Eukaryota; Metazoa; Chordata; Mammalia; Carnivora; Herpestidae. Bases 43 to 1878 code for a protein of 611 amino acids.
AGGGGGAGAGAACCCGGUCGUGCGCCCCGGCUCUUGGCCACCAUGCUGCCGCCUGUGCUGCUGCUGCUGCUGCCCUUCCCAGCCCCACCGUCUGUCGAUGGGCACCCACUGUACCUGCACCUGCCCCCCAGCACCCUGCAAGCCCUGUCAGCCCAAGGGACAAAAGCGCUGCAGGCUGCCCAGAGGAGCGCCCAGUGGGCAGUAAAUCGAGUGGCAAUGGAGAUCCAGCACAGACUCCACGAGUGCAGAGGCUGCGCGAACCACACGGCCCCGUGCCCCGGACCUGCGCGUCCUAGACCACAACCUCAGCAACCAGCUGCGCCAGGGCCGUGUGGCGAGAGGCGCCCGAGCCCGGUCAACGUGACGCGAGCCCACGGCCGCAUCGUCGGGGGUAGCGCUGCACCGCCCGGGGCCUGGCCCUGGCUGGUGAGGCUGCAACUCGGGGGACAGCCUCUGUGCGGUGGCGUCCUGGUGGCGGCGUCCUGGGUACUCACCGCGGCGCACUGCUUCGCGGGCGCCCAGAACGAGCUUCUGUGGACGGUGACGCUGGCCGAGGAGCCCCGAGGGGAGCAAGCGGAGGAGGUGCCGGUGAACCGCAUCUUGCCCCACCCCAAGUUUGACCCGCGGACCUUCCACAACGACCUGGCCCUGGUGCAGCUGUGGACGCCGGUGAGCUGGGCAGGGGCGGUGCGCCCUGUGUGCCUGCCCCAGGGGCCCCGGGAGCCACCCGCCGGCACAGCUUGCGCCAUCGCGGGCUGGGGGGCCCUUUUCGAAGACGGGCCGGAGGCUGAGGCGGUCAGGGAGGCCCGAGUGCCCCUGCUCAGUGCUGACACCUGCAGACGGGCCUUGGGGUCCGAGCUGCACCCCAGCAGCAUGCUCUGUGCGGGCUACCUGGCCGGGGGCAUCGAUUCCUGCCAGGGUGACUCUGGAGGCCCCCUGACCUGUUCUGAGCCUGGCCCCCGCCCCAGGGAGGUGCUGUACGGGGUCACCUCCUGGGGGGACGGAUGCGGAGAGCCAGGGAAGCCCGGAGUCUACACUCGCGUGGCCGUGUUCAAGGACUGGCUCCAGGAGCAGAUGAGCGCAACGCCCUCCGGCCGGGAACCCAGCUGCAGGGAGCUUCUGGCCUGGGACCCGCCCGGGGAGCCGCAGGCAGACUCCGCCCCGCCCUGCGCCUUCUACUCCCGCGUGUGCCCGGGGCCCGCGGUCGCCUGUGCGCGCCUGGCGCACCAGCAGUGCCUGCAGCGCCGGAGGCGAUGCGAGCUGCGCUCGCUGGCGCACACCCUCCUGGGCCUGCUGCGGGGCGCUCAGGACCUGCUCGGCCCGAGCCCAGGGAUGCGGCGCCUGGCCCCGGGCCUGGCUCGCCCCGCUCUGUCGCUCCUAGAGCCUCCCAGGCACCCCGCCCGCGAGCAGCGGCUGCACCCAGGAUCGCGGGCUGCAGGAGCGAGGUUCCCGAAGCGGACACCGGAGCCGCGAGAGGAAGCGAGCGGCUGCCCUGGGCUGGAGACGCUGCAACAGAAGUUGGCCACCCUUCAAGGCGCCCAUGCCUGGAUCCUGCAGGUCCCAUCAGAGCACUUGGCCAUGGACUUUCAUGAGGUCCUGGCAGAUCUGGGCUCCAAGACCCUGAGCGGCCUCUUCCGAGCCUGGGUGCGGGCGGGCUUGGGGGACCGGCACGUGGUCUUCGGCGGCCUGGUGGGCCUGGAGCCAGCCACGAUGGCCCGCAGCCUCCCCCGUCUGCUGGUGCAGGCCCUGCAUGCCUUCCGCUCGGCUGCCCUGGCAGAGGCAGCGGGACCCCAGAUGGGUGCAAGGCAGAGUGGGGGGCCGGAGCGGAAGGGGCAUCACCCACUGAGCCCUCAGAUUCCUUCAGCCAGGGGGCCAUGAAUUACAUCUGGACCCCUAGCCCCUGGGCAGGACCUCCUGCUCCCAGGGGCUCCUCUGAUCACAGUGUCACAGCCACAGUCAGCCGGGUGUGGGGGGCGGGGGGGCCUGGGUCCGUGUGUCUUCCCAGAUGUACCAUCAGAAAAUCACAGCUGAUUCAAUAAACAUUAUUUAUGAUCUA